ACUGUUACCAAUUCAGGGUAAGAAGAUUCCAAGAACCCUAAGCACUCCACCAUCCCCACCCACUGCCUGGGGCUCAGCUCUACCUUGAGUGACACCAGGGGUGAGCAGCAAGCCUCUUUAUGCCCCACCAGGCCAGAAGUCUGGUGAGCCAGCUGGACCCUGUAGAUAGGGAAGGUUCCCAUUUAUGGAAUACUCCCAGAGCACAGAUCAGAAGCAGAAUGUCCCUAGGGGAACAUAGCCACAACUCCUGGUCUCUACCCUCCACCCCCACCAAGCACUUACAGUCUGUCCUAGGCAAGACAGAUGAACUCUCAGCCAGGAUGAUUCAAAGCAGGCAAAGAUAAAUCGAGAGGAAAGUCACAAACAUUCAGGGUGUGAAGAUGCUGGCAUCACUUUGAUCAAAUCCAAAAGGUCUUCCUAGAAGAGGGUCCAAACAAGUCUGAAGAAUGUUGUCAGUAGUUGGAAUAGAGUUGUGGAUGCUAGAGAGGGUGAAUAUCCCAGGAUAAGUAGAGUAAGCAGAUGUGAGGCUCAGGCUAGUGGCUGGACCCCCAGCCCUCCUGAGAAAAGGGGCAGGAGUGUCAGCAGUGGCCAGAGUUGCAGAACUGGAGAGGAUGAUGGGAUGAUGGAGGGGGGAAUAAUCUGUGAGAUAUGUUGGAGUUCAGCUUCUGGUAAGCGAAGUGACAAACCAUCCCAGUGUUUGAAAUGAAAACUGGGACAAAGGAUACAGACAGAGUCUAUGGGGGUGGACAUGGUGCCCCCAAGAGUGGAGGUGAGGCAUUUGUUAACAGAAGCAGUCCCUGGAGAAGCAGACUCCCCUCAGGCUCGCCCUCACCCUUCCUAGCAGGCAUGGUCUCUCCUCACCCUCUGGUGGAGGGGCCCUGCAGCCUGUCAGCAUCCUCACACCAGCACCAGCUGCCUGUUCCUCCUCCCUGUGAGCAAGAGCCUAGGGAAGUGGCAGAGAGUGAAUGUGGUACAGACCUGGGUUCAUGGGAUCUUGACCUGGGAAAGAGCCAGAAUCUGUUCACUCCAGACACUCUCCAGAGAUUGGGGAAGGGCGUUCAGAGAUUCCCAUCCUUGCUUACUCUUCCCCCGGUGAGCCUCCCCCAAGUGUCAACAGUCCUUAUGUUUCCCUGGUGUCAGGCCCAGGGAAGCAGGGAAUGCUGAUUUCCAUCCCCAUCACCUGAUCUGUGCCUCUCCCUUGCUCCUUUCUGCUUCAUGGCCUCCCCAAAAACCUUCAGCAAUAGCUUCAUCCCUUGUACUGCUCCAGACCUUUUACCUCCUGGUGAUAUUUGUAACUUGAAUGUGGACAAAGAUUGAAGGUAAAAGAAGGCUCCUCCUGGUGGAAUGCUUCAGAAAGCCAGAGGGAGGACCCAAGGGUACCCUGGGAAGGGCUUUGACUGGAUUCCUGAGCCUGAGAGAAGUUUCUCUAGGUGCUGGGUAUAAUAUGCUCUGGGAGGUGCAAGGGGUAACACCACUUUUGUCAGCCACAGUGAAGUCCCAGGUUGGUGAGGAGAGAGGAUUAGCCUUGUACAGGCAGCAUGGGGAAACUAAUAAGAGAGUUCCACGCAGGAGAGGUGGGGCACUGGGGGGCAGUCAGUCAAGUUUUAUUUGCACCAAGGCCUAAAGAGAAAUGAGACCACCCUCACAUCCUGUCAGGACAGAGACCCUGUCAUCCAAAGUGCCCAAUAUCGGGGUGGGGGGAGUUCAUGCCAAAGGCUCUGGCUAUGGAGGAGGAAGGUGUUCUCAGCAUGAGAUGGAGAUCAGCCUGGGAAUCUGAGGUAAGAGCACAGACCAGAAUUCAGUCCUUAAGAAUUGACCUGAACCAAGCUCCAGACCCUGCUGGAAGGGGAGGGACCCCUGGCCACACUGCCUGGGGUGGUGGGAACACCAGAUAGUUGGGUAACCUGCCUACUGCCAGAUCCUUUUUCAUGCCUAAUGGCGACCCUCAUAACAAGGCUGUGCCAUGAGUGUUUUAAACCCAAUUCACAAAAAAAAUAAAUAAAUAAAUAAACAAACCCAAUUCACAGGUUCAGGAGCAGUCACAGAGGAGUGAGACUAGCCUGGCCUCUAUGGAGACACAGAGCUAGAUCCGGACUAAUUCAGUUCCAAAUCUCAUCUUUGCCCCACUAUUCCACAGGCUCUCCCAGUCCUGAGGAAGCUGGGACGGGCAAGCGCACAACUUCUUACCUGUGGGAGAAAGAGAUGGUGGUUCAACAUGAAACCCAGCCUGCUCCUAUGACCCAAGGCUGGCUGAGUACUGCCGGGGUCUGCAGUCCCCUGACUCACCCUCACCUGGUUAUCCUAGAAAUUAAUCCAACCACCUAAGUGGGUUUUCCAGAUAUGUGAAGCUCACCUCUUUACAAUUUAAAACUUUUAAAACUAAUUUUGGAAGGAAAUUGUUCUAAACAUGAUGUUCAUCUUCAGCACAUCUGAAAAAGAAUGUGCAUUUUUCUGGAGAGCUGAGGAUAAUUCUUAGAAACCAGUGGCUUCUCUAUAGCAAUGCUUUCAGAGGCUGUAACUGUAUCAGGGAAGCUGUUUGCCUUUUUGUCAAAUGCCCUCAGACCACUUUUUAAAUGUUUGUGACUGCUUUAAAAGUUUUUUGUAGUGUUGCUUCCCCUGCUACAAGGCCACCAGGGGUCACUUGCCCCUCUAAAUGUUGAGUACAGGGACAUACUGAAACUAAGGAAGGACAAGUAGGCUGUGAGUGAGGACUGGAGAGUCUCUCCAAUGAGUAAAGUGCAUAAGUAUGGUAGUUGCUCAGGAGUCCUUUCUGCCUUCCCUAGACCCCAAAUGUCACCCUGGAAUUGACCUCCAGAUAAGUGGUCACUGCACAUUAGUUCGAGAUUUCUCUUUGUCUCUUCCAUUGGAGGAGUCCACUGAAUUUACCAUACAGACUGUUCCCAUUAAUAGCAGACAGUUGGAAUAUUCAAGACAAAGAAGGCAGCACAGCAGAUGAAAAACAGUCUUUGGUAUUGGGAAAAUCGGGGUGAGAAUCCUAGUGUCCCCAUUUUCCAACUGCAUGAUGGAUCUGGGGCGAGGCUACCCACCUACCACUCUGCCUUCGGGUCAUGAGGAUGAAAGAAGAGAACGCAAGGAGGUGCUUAGCACAGCACCUGGCAAACAUGGGGUGGGAAAUUAGAAGGUAUGUUUGGGUGCUUGCAGUGUCAGGAAGAAAGAGAGCUGGAACCUGAAGGGAAAAGGACCGAGGCAGAAAAGGAGCAGUAAAGCCAUCCUGGUUUUCCACAAAGAGGCAGACAUCAUCGUGUAGCCCCAGAGGCCAAGUUGGUGCCCCAGAGAGCACAGAGAGUGGGGCUGGCACUGGGUUUGGGAACUUCUAGGGGACUUAGCUCCAUCUCCUCCUUCUGUUCUCAUAUUAACAGUAGGUUAGGGGGCUUGGCAGGGCGACAGAGAAGGGGAGGCAGUCCUCACAUGGUUUGCACCCACCUGAACCUAGUGACAAAAUGAAGCUGCCCAAACAAGGCAGCCAUCUCUCCUGCAGAGCCCCCGUCUGCCUGGGGGCCAAAUUGGGAAACAGCUACCGUGGUGAGUCUUAGCCCAGAAGGGGUGGGAUGGGGGAAGGAGAGGGUGAUGGGGAAGUUUGGUGCCAGGGUGACCCUGAAUCUCUUGGUUUCUGCCUCUAAGCCCUCCUUUUACCCACCGAGCACCCACUCUGAGCCGGACACUGGGCCAGGAGGCAGGGAGUCCAAGGACCAAAGACGCACAGUCCCGGUUCCUGGAGAAAGACCUCUCCGUCCCUGGGUCCUUGCCUCCAGCCGUCCUCGGCUCGCUUACCCACUGACCCCUCACCCCACUUCUAUGAACCCCCGUCUCUUUCGCCCCUCUGACAUCGUUUUGUUCAGGUCUUAACCAGACUCAGCAGUGUGUGUGCUCCCAGAGGGAAGCGACACAAAGGAAGGGGGGGGCACAGAAAGGAGGGAAUCCCGCUGACAUCACUGCUCAUUAGCAUGUGUGACCUCAUCAGGGGGCGGGACAAUUUCCCCAGGUGUCGGGGCGGGGGGAGGAGGGCAUGGGGGUGGCAUUUAAGGGAAAAGCUGACAAUGCUGCUGAGGGAGUGGGUACUGCAAGCCGCCGGGCUGCACACGCACACCGAUGCACGCGGACCUCGACACUGACAUGGACACGGACACAGAAACCACAGCCCUCUGCCCCUCCGGCAGCCACCAGGCCUCCUCCCCAGGGACACCCACGCCAGAAACAGAUGCCACACUGCUGAAGAAGCGAGAGAAGCUGUUGGCAGGGUUGGACCGGGGUGGGCCACCCCCUACCCCAGGGGCCCCCAGACGAAGAGGCAGUAUGCCUGUCCCCUACAAGCACCAGCUGCGGCGCGCUCAGGCCAUAGAUGAACUUGACUGGCCACCUCAAGCCUCAUCCUCUGGUUCCUCUGACUCCUUGGGCUCAGGGGAGGCAGGCCUCACCCAAAAGGAUGGCAUCUUCAAGGUCAUGCUGAUAGGGGAGAGCGGCGUGGGCAAGAGCACCCUAGCGGGCACUUUCGGUGGUUUCCAAGGAGACAGUGCUCAUGAGCCGGAGAACCCAGCAGAGGACACCUAUGAAAGACGCAUCAUGGUGGAUAAAGAGGAAGUGACUCUGGUCGUUUAUGACAUCUGGGAACAGGGGGACGCAGGGGGGUGGCUGCGGGACCACUGCCUUCAGACCGGGGAUGCCUUUCUCAUCGUCUUCUCAGUCACGGACCGACGAAGCUUCUCCAAAGUUCCAGAGACCCUCCUUCGGCUGCGAGCUGGGAGGCCCCACCACGACCUCCCUGUCAUCCUCGUCGGAAACAAGAGCGACCUGGCCCGCUCGCGGGAGGUAUCCCUGGAGGAGGGCCGCCACCUGGCAGGGACCCUGAGUUGCAAGCACAUCGAGACGUCGGCCGCGCUGCACCACAACACGCGGGAGCUCUUCGAGGGCGCGGUGCGCCAGAUCAGGCUGCGGCGGGGCCGGGGCCGGGGCCGGGGCCGCGCCGGGGGCCCGAGGCCUGAGUGGGGCUGCCCCGACGGCCCCCCGCCGCCCGCGCGCCGCGAGAGCCUCACCAAGAAGGCCAAGCGCUUCCUCGCCAACCUGGUGCCGCGCAACGCCAAGUUCUUCAAGCAGCGCUCCAGGUCGUGCCACGACCUCUCCGUGCUCUGAGCCGCGGUCGCCAUGGUCACGGCGGUCGCCAUGGUCGCCGCGCCCUCCA
Messenger RNA from Canis lupus familiaris (dog), 5197 nucleotides. It is a transcript of the gene REM2, whose product is annotated as RRAD and GEM like GTPase 2. Bases 4111 to 5148 code for a protein of 345 amino acids. The record is from RefSeq and is a predicted model, not a curated record. Gene Ontology annotation, cellular component: plasma membrane. The transcript is spliced from 5 exons. Gene Ontology annotation, molecular function: GTP binding; calcium channel regulator activity; GTPase activity. Lineage: Eukaryota; Metazoa; Chordata; Mammalia; Carnivora; Canidae.